AUGAAAAACAAAUGGGACAUUAUGCGGAAAGAGUUCAAAUAUUAUGACCGUUUAACAAGACUAGAAAUGGGAAUUUCAAUUGAUCCCGUGAGAAAUAUAAUUUCAGCAUCAAAGGAAUGGUGGGAUGAGAAAAUAAAGGAAGAUAAAGAGUAUGUUAAGUUUAAGGAUAAGAAUUUGGAUGUAUAUCAGACAUAUUACGAGGCUUUAUUUCGGGAUACCGUAGCUUUUGGAGACAAGGCUAAGGUACCUUGCGAAUUUGGCGACAGUAGCACUCUGGAUGAUGUACAGUUUGUGGAUAUUACGGAUGGAAAAGAAGCUACUGACGAAGUCCACUUAUUUGAUGAUGUUGAUCCUUUUCUCACAUAUGAUAGUUCUAGUAAGAAAAGGAGGGGAAAGAAGUUAACUCCCAGGCGUGACAACAAAAUAAAAUUUGAAGGAAAAAAUGAAGGAAAAAGUGAAGGAAAAAGUAUGGCAAACUCAUCACAAGUCCCAGUUUUCAACAUGUUAUGUAGGGAUCUUGUUGCAUAUUAUGGGUUAAAGAAAUCACGUCGUGUAUCUAUUCAAGAGUCCAUUGGUAUUUUCUUGUUGUACUUAGCGUAUGGAUGUGAAAAUCGGUUAGUUCAAGAGUUCUUUAACCAUUCUGGGGAAACAAUCCAUAGGCAUUUUCAUAAAGUCUUGGAUGUUGUGGUUAACCUAACUAAGGACAUCAUCAAACCAAAUGCUAACUACAACGAAACUAUACCAGAACAUAUUUUAAAUAACCCUCGGUAUUAUCCAUACUUCAAGGAUUGUAUUGGUGUUAUAGACGGAACACACGUGAAGGCCUCUGUUCCGCAACGUGACCAAAUCAAAUACAUUGGACGAAAGAAUUGUGUUACUCAAAAUAUUAUGGCAGCAUGUGAUUUCAACAUGUGCUUUACCUUUGCGUGGGUUGGAUGGGAGGGGAGCGCACAUGACAUGAGAAUUUUCAAUGAAGCGCGAAGGAGACGUGAAGUUAAGUUUCCACUUCCAGCCGAUGGUAAGUUUUACCUUGUAGACGUCGGAUAUCCAAAUACAAAAGGUUAUCUUGCUCCCUACAAAGGUUCAAAUAUCCGUUAUCAUAUUCCUGAUUUUCGACGUGGGCAGAAUCGUGCCGCGCGGGAACCAAAAGGCUUCAAAGAAAAAUUUAACUAUUAUCAUUCGUCACUUUGCAAUGUAAUUGAACGAACUUUUGGAGUCUGGAAGGCUCGAUGGGUGUUACUAAGAGAUAUGCAUGUAAAUUUCGACUUCGAGACCCAAGUGAAAAUUGUGCUAGCUUCAAUGGUGAUUCACAAUUACAUUAGAAUGAGCGGUAGUGGUGAUGCAACAUUUCAUAUAGCGCAAGAAGAAUCUUAUAUUCCGCGCAAUGAUGAAGGACCCGAUGAUGGUAUUGAGCCACAUGACGAAGUAUCAAGUGGACAACGUAGAAAUGACGAUAUGUAUAUGAGUGCAGUAUGCGAUAUGAUUGCGGGACAUAUUUUCUCAAGGUCAAACACUCGUGCACGUAAUGACGUAUAG
Molecule: messenger RNA, 1536 nt
Organism: Lactuca virosa
Lineage: Eukaryota; Viridiplantae; Streptophyta; Magnoliopsida; Asterales; Asteraceae
Source: the annotation of a GenBank genome assembly